This is a messenger RNA of Nicrophorus vespilloides, 1282 nucleotides long. It is a transcript of the gene egr, whose product is annotated as protein eiger. The transcript has 6 exons. Gene Ontology annotation, molecular function: receptor ligand activity; tumor necrosis factor receptor binding. Gene Ontology annotation, biological process: immune response. Bases 79 to 1158 code for a protein of 359 amino acids. Gene Ontology annotation, cellular component: membrane. Lineage: Eukaryota; Metazoa; Arthropoda; Insecta; Coleoptera; Silphidae. The record is from RefSeq and is a predicted model, not a curated record.
GCAGAGCGAUUACAAAUAGUAGGAGCUAGCAACGAGCAGUGUUCAGUUCAGUUUUGGUUGUCGAGUGCGCACGUUAAGAUGGUCUUAGAUCCAAGCACCAAAAUGCUUCUUACCAGCAAACAACCCAUCAAACCCAAGUCUUACUACCUGGUACCCAUAGUGCUGUUCUUCAUAUUAAUCGCGUUCUGUGCAUCAUCCAUCGUCUACACGGUUCUACGUAUUAACCAGAUCCAAACGGAACUGGACUCCGCAAAAGAACUCCUGGAUCUCAUCCAACCGUUCAUUUCCAUCCAUCAAAGGAGCACCGAGGAACCUCAGAUCUACGAGGAUCUAAUUCCCGACAAUCAAAUGUACGAAUAUUACAACGAUGACGACGAAAAUUAUAAUACCAGCGACGACUACGGCAGCAACAAAUUCAUGCAGAGAAAGAAGCGCAGCGUCGAGAUUAAAACUGAAGCAAGCAGCGAGGAAAAAUUAAACAGCGAUGCCAGCGAAGGUUCUUUGCCACCUAGAAAGAUCAGAUACAUGGAUGAUACACCUGACAUAACUUACAACGGCAGACAUGAGCACGUUAGUGAAACCAACCAUAGAUCCAGAAGCGGAAGGCUUAGGCAAAGACAGAAACAUCAGCACAUGGAAAUCUUUGAUGAUUCUUAUACCAGUACCCGAAUUGUCAGAGGAAGACUUGUUGCCGCUCAUUUCAACGGGAAUUCGUCGAGGUACAUCGUUGGCCAGCAUACAAACUAUAACGGUAAUGGUCAUUUGAAACACACCGAGCAGAGGUACAUUGACUGGGUCCCAAGCGAAUGGGUUCAAUCAUUGGGAAUGGGUCAAAACUUUAAAAUGGACAACGGUUUUUUGACUCUGAAGGAGUCCGGCCUUUUCCUGAUUUAUGCUCAGGUUUACUACUUGGAUUAUCACGAUAUGAAUGGCUACAGGAUCUUCAAAAACUCCGAUCCGAUUUUGCAGUGUACUACCAUGACACAUUCAGAAGGACGUGUCAUUAAAGGCAAUACCUGUUACACAUCCGGUGUCGUAUAUCUGAACGAAGGUGAUAGAUUGAGUGUAGUUGAUAUAGCUCUAGGUAGAUAUUCACUCUUCGAAAAGGACAAGAGUUUCUUCGGAGUCGUCCAAUUGUCGGACGUUAACAUGAAAUAGAUUAGAUAUUUUACCAAACCCUACUAUUUAUUCCAGUUGUUUUGUGCCAUAAUUUUAAGGCUUGGUAUUACUCGAGCUUCAAGCACAAUAUAUUAUUAAGUUCUCUUUUUUUUAAUUUUUGUUA